Messenger RNA from Botrytis deweyae, 1755 nucleotides. RefSeq lists its product as uncharacterized. The record is from RefSeq and is a predicted model, not a curated record. The coding region runs from base 1 to 1755 and encodes 584 amino acids. The transcript is spliced from 3 exons. Gene Ontology annotation, cellular component: nucleus. NCBI's taxonomy places the organism in Eukaryota, Fungi, Ascomycota, Leotiomycetes, Helotiales, Sclerotiniaceae. Gene Ontology annotation, molecular function: RNA lariat debranching enzyme activity. Gene Ontology annotation, biological process: mRNA splicing, via spliceosome.
AUGGCUGCCUCCGUUCAAGAAGUAAAUGGUUUGCGCGUCGCUGUAGAGGGAUGCGGCCAUGGCACUCUCAAUGCAAUAUAUUCUUCAAUAGAGAAAGCUUGCGAAGCUCGAGGUUGGGAUGGCGUUGAUCUCCUCAUAAUUGGAGGGGACUUCCAGGCAGUAAGAAACGCAAAUGAUCUUACAGUAAUGUCAUGCCCAGUCAAAUAUCGAGAAAUCGGCGAUUUUCACGCAUAUUAUAGCGGACUCAAGAAAGCCCCAUACCUCACCAUUUUCGUUGGCGGCAAUCACGAAGCUAGCAGUCAUUUAUGGGAGCUUUAUUAUGGAGGAUGGGUUGCGCCGAACAUCUACUAUAUGGGCGCUGCAAAUGUGGUACGAUUAGGCGGAGUGCGAAUCGCUGGUAUGAGUGGAAUUUGGAAGGGUUACAAUUACAACAAAAGUCAUUAUGAACGAUUGCCAUACAACCAGGAUGAUGUCAAAUCGAUAUACCAUGUUCGCGAAUACGAUAUCAGAAAGUUACUACAAGUAGGAACCCAGGUUGAUAUUGGGAUCAGUCAUGAUUGGCCGAGAGCUGUUGAGAAGCAUGGAAAUACGAAGAUGUUGUGGAAUAUGAAACCAGAUUUCGAGAGAGAAUCUAAUGACGGAUCACUGGGGAAUUUGGCCGCGAGUUAUGUCAUGGAUCGUCUUAGGCCGCCUUAUUGGUUUGCCGCGCAUUUGCACUGUAAAUACUCUGCGGUGAAAACUUACGAGGACGCUCAAAAACCAAACGCUGCGGAGGAACCAAAGGAAGAAGUCAAAACUACCGAAGUCGCACCCCCAGUCGACAUCGACGAUGCAACAGAGAAACAGUCUAUAGUACCACAUAAUGAUGAUGAGAUUGACCUUGAUAUGGAUGAUGAUGAUAGCCCAUCAGUUACGGAUACACCAAGGCAUGUUGCUACCACAACGGUCAAUACUGAAAGCAAGCAAACAUCAACAGCCACAGAAGAAUCUAUCCCGUCAUCAGUCCCAUCUGAUAUCCAAGCCCAAUUACCAGCUGCUUUCUCAAAACCAGCACCUUCAGCUCAUCGAGAGCCUAGGGUACAGCCAGGACAGCCAACACCACCCAAAAUCACAAACAAAGCAGUUCGCUUUCUGGCUCUAGAUAAGUGUUUACCAGGUCGAAAAUUUCUACAGCUCCUAAAGGUACGGCCCUAUGAUAGCUCGGAUACGAUUUCGACAUCUACUCCGCGAGCUCAACCAAAGUUUGAAUAUGAUCCUGAAUGGUUAGCUAUUACACGAGCCUUCAACAGCGGUCUUAUUCUAGGGGAUAAAGCCAGCAAGUUUCCCGAGGAUAAGGGAGAGGAUCAUUAUAGAACUCUGAUUGAAAAAGAGCAAGCAUGGGUCGAUGAGCACAUUGUUCAGCAAAAUAAACUAGAGAUUCCCGAGAACUUCGUAAUCACAGCACCACCUUUCUUUGAGGGCAUGCCCGAAAUAGUGAACGAAGGCCCGGUGGAAUAUAAUAACCCUCAAAUGCAAGAAUUUUGCGAUCUCCUCGGGAUGGAAAAUAAAUUCUACGCUUCCGAUGAGGAAAAGCAGAUCAGAAUGCAAAAUGGACCACUACCAGUGGAAGAACGAAGAGAUGGAGGAUUUGGCGGUAGAGGAGGAGGAAGAGGCCGAGGAGGAAGAGGUGGUGGAGGAGGGUUCGGAGGAGGACGUGGACAUCGAGGGGGUGGUAGAGGGGGUGGUAGGGGCAGAGGAAGAGGUGGUUGGCAUUAA